Molecule: messenger RNA, 426 nt
Organism: Peronospora matthiolae
Lineage: Eukaryota; Oomycota; Peronosporomycetes; Peronosporales; Peronosporaceae
Source: the annotation of a GenBank genome assembly
AUGGCGGCGACAACGGCGCCACAACAGCGAGUGCAUUGCCGUUUCCAGACCGACGACGAGUAUGAGGAAGAGCAGUUGCUCAUGGAUAUCGACAUGGAGUUACAGAAGGUGCAGACACUCAAGACACAGACGCACGAUCGCAUCGAGCAGCUGCGACAGGAACAAAAGCUCCUGGAGCAGCAGCAGCGCCGUCUCCAGCGGCAAACGGACCGACGCGACGCUGGCGCUGCCACUGCGCGCAUGUUUCAGCUGCAGGAGAAAGAGCGGGAGCGACUUGCAGCGGCACAGGCGCAGCGCAGACGGGAGGAACAGCGGGUCAAGGCCGGGGCUGAGGCGGCCGAGCGCCGUCGCGAGCACGCGAUUGAGACCGACAAGGACUUGGAUGACUUGGACGCGUUUUUGGCCCAGGACGCGACCAACUAUUGA